GCCCAGUUCAUCAGCACAGUUAUUUUUCUUUGGAAACCUUCCUGCAACAGAUGAUGAACAGUUGUACUCGUGCUCAUGAAUCAGUGAAGUUCCUGCAUAAAAAAAAAAACAUAUUGAACAGUGAAUGAUUUCUCAUCUUUGUUUGAUUCAUUUUUUGCAGCAGUAGGUGAACCCCUCCUACCAAAAAGUAAGAAGUAACUCAAACUUAUUUUAUCCUUGAAGCUAAACCCUGAUCGCUAUUUACGAGCAAAUAUAUCAACUGAUGUUUUCUCUACUUCCCUACAGAACCAGUAGAGCCAACAGCUUUCUCACUGGCCAACAACAACUAUGUGAAUGUUAAACUUGAGGACACAGAGACUCCAUUUAUCAUGAUCAGAAACAAUAAACUAAGAGAUAACCCACAUAACAAUGUUCCAGAAGGAUCAAGGGUUACCUGUCGCACAGCUGUCAAAGGAUCACCUGGUUUCACUUCUGGACAACACUACUGGGAGGUUUCCCUGAGAAUGUCAGAUCGGGUAGAUGUCAAACAGUCCUGGUGGCUGGGAGUUACAGCUGCAAGAGAAAUUCCUAAUGAUUAUAAUUUUACUCCAAACACAUCUAAUGGUUUCUGGUUCCUGUCGUCUUCACCCGACAGAGCAGAUAGUUUUCAAGUUAGCACAGAGCCAAAGUUUUGUUUUGCUUUCUCUGAGAGACCGUCGAAAGUUGGUGUGUAUUUGGAUUACGACAAGGGAGAGAUUUACUUUUAUAACGUGGUAGAAAAAAGUCUGAUCGGAUCUUUGGCAGUUACAUUCACAGGUGAAGUCUUUCCGCUUUUCAAUUCUGGUAGAGGUGACACGUCUCCCAUGGAGAUACUACUCAGGGAAGAACCGAAUCAGUCUAGUAACAACGCUGAGCCUCCUGAAAAGACAUCAGACGGGACAGGACAGAAUCAGUCUAGUAACAACGCUGGGUCUCUCAUGGAGACAUCAGACGGGACAGGACAGAAUCAGUGUAGUGAGAACGUGGGUUGUGGAGGUGAAACAGCAGAAGCAUCUUAAUAUCAUCAGUAACAGAUGCUACAAGAAGGUACGACUACCACAAACACAAUCAUUUUUAUAUUUCAGUGUUGUUCUUCUUUCUCCGGCUGAAGGGAAAAACACUUUAAUUCAUUUAAGUAAUUUUUCAUGAAAAAUGAGAAAAUCUGAAGAAAGAGUAGCUGAAAAUUUUGAACAUCUUUUUAACUCCCGUCCCAUUUGUCAGGUUAAAUGUCGCAUUGUGAGGGAUUUUAAGUAAAUAUAAUUGAACGGUUUAAACAAAUAUGCUUUGUAAAUACAUCUUAGGAUCCAUUUCAAUCUGAGCAAGCAACGUUAGUAUGUACUAGUGUUGUUUGCACAGAUUAGAGGGAGAGUAAAACCGAACUGACAUAAACAAGCAAGACGUACUGUAAAUACUAAGGAACAGAGUCUAAUAGGUGGUGGUUUUUAGACCAAAACAAGAUGUUUGACCACGUUUCUGGUCAAAACCAUAAGCUAAGCUAACCAGCUCAUAUUGAUUGUACAGAUAUCUGCCUGAAAUAAUCUUUUUUUUCUUCUUUUAAUGUGUGUGUUUUUUAAAUAUCUCUUGGAUAAACAUUAAGACCUGAAGGGAAACGUGUCAAAUCAGGAAUCUGGAAACCACAGUGUGUGUUUGGUCUGUGAUAUUUAGUUGUGCAGUAUUUGUAAUUGAAUAAUGGGCACUUGCACCACCUGACUUUAUCCAGUAGAUUUACUGUGCACUACAACAAAGAUGAUUUGAUGUCUGUCCUCUAUGAAGUAGAGGUAGUUGCUGUGAAUUUAGUUAGUGUUGGUACUGUUUGCAGUGUAGUUAUUUAGAUGAUUUAGCUGUUGAUUUAAUUUUGUAAACACACAGUGGUACUCAUUUAAAUGGUUUGGGACUACAGGGCAGACACAGAAAGUCAGCUUUGUGCAUCACCUUUCAUAACUUGACAUGUGAAGGGAAGCGGAUUCUGGAGGUAAGAGAACGUCACCGGGUUAGUUUUAAGUGUAAGUAGCACAGUGAUGUCUCAGGUUUGUUUUUUUGUUUGUAAUGAAGCUAGUAAAGUGUGGAUUGUGACACUAAUGGAGGUAGAGACUUGGAGGCUGUGGGAAGGUUGUGGUGUUUCUACUUUUACUUCAAAGGAGAAAAAUGUGAACGAGAUGAACUAAAACACAGACUAAAAUCACUUCUGAGUGAAUUUAUUCUCUAUUUUGUCGUGAGCAAUAGUUCUCAUGUAAUGUUGAUUCAAUUUUUUUUUCUAGAUAUUAUCGACGACACUUUUAUAAUAUUGUUGCCUGUUUGUAAAAUGCAUGUCUUAAACUCUGCCCAAGCUGUAACACUACCACUUGGGAAUGUGUACUUGUUAUACUCAUGUGUAAACUAUUCAGUGUAUUACCUUGUGACCCGACACGUUUUUCUGAAUAAACAGUCAAUACUG
Messenger RNA from Mugil cephalus (flathead mullet), 2452 nucleotides. Its product is annotated as erythroid membrane-associated protein-like. Lineage: Eukaryota; Metazoa; Chordata; Actinopteri; Mugiliformes; Mugilidae. The record is from RefSeq and is a predicted model, not a curated record. Gene Ontology annotation, molecular function: protein binding. The transcript has 2 exons. Bases 369 to 1037 code for a protein of 222 amino acids.